UCUUUCUCCUCUUGCUCGUCUCUGUGUAAGUACUUAACAUUCAUUCUAUCUGUCUAUUGCUUCUCUCUUUAGAUUGUCUGCCUCGCAAUAGAUCCCUAAUCGGAACCCUAAUUUUACCGAUUUGAUCUUUCUCUGGCGUUGCGAUUUCAAUACUAGUUGGUUUCGCAUCUUUGUAGGGGAGUCUUGAUUGAUAGUUCGUUCUCGGAUUGGGCUUUUUGAUUGUUCUUGGUUGAGAGGUGUUUAAAAAGGUGCUAUCUUGAUGAUACUUGGAGGAUGAACGAUGCCGGUACUGCGUAGUAGAGUGCGCGGUGGACGGGCGGCAGCAGCAAAGCCGAAUCCAGUAGAGGAAGGUGAGGCGAUUGCGACAAGGACAAGGAGGCGGCGCGCGGCUGCAGCAGGGAAAAACAAUACAAGCAACGAAAAUAACAAUAAGCAGCCCCAGGCGGCUGAUCAGAUUGUAGUUGUCGCAGCACCUGAGGCAAAGGGGGAGGGGAAUAAGGGAUUGGAGGAAGGGGUGAGGGUGGUGGAAAAGGAAGAAUUUGGUGAAAAGAAGAUGAAUGGUGGAGGGAAGAGCGUUGAGAAGGGGAAUGCUGGUGAGGAUGAGGGAAGCACUGCACCGAUCCCUGAGACGGUUCGAGUUGGGAAUUCCCCAAUGUACAAAAUAGAACGAAAGUUGGGCAAGGGCGGCUUUGGACAAGUUUAUGUUGGUCGGCGUAUGACUCCAGCAAAUGCAAAUGAUGGAUCGACUGGCUCCGGAGCACUGGAGGUGGCCUUAAAAUUUGAGCAUAGAACUAGCAAAGGAUGUAACUAUGGACCACCUUACGAGUGGCAAGUUUACAACACUCUUGGCGGCAGUCAUGGUGUACCAAGAGUACACUACAAGGGUCGGCAAGGUGACUAUUAUGUAAUGGUUAUGGAUAUGCUGGGUCCAAGCUUGUGGGAUGUUUGGAAUAACAACUCUAACACAAUGUCAACGGAAAUGGUUGCUUGCAUUGCCAUUGAAGCAAUUUCUAUAUUGGAGAAGAUGCACUCCAAAGGGUAUGUACAUGGAGAUGUGAAGCCUGAAAAUUUUUUGCUUGGUACUCCAGGAACUCCUGAUGAAAAAAGGCUGUUCCUUGUUGAUCUUGGAUUAGCGACUAAAUGGCGAGAUACUUCAAGUGGUCUGCAUGUUGAUUAUGACCAGAGGCCUGAUGUUUUCAGGGGAACUGUGCGUUAUGCUAGUGUGCAUGCCCACCUUGGUAGAACUGGUAGCAGGAGAGAUGAUCUAGAAUCUCUGGCAUAUACACUUAUUUUUCUUCUCAGAGGUCGUUUACCUUGGCAAGGUUAUCAGGGGGAGAACAAGGGGUUCCUCGUCUGCAAGAAGAAGAUGGCUACAUCCCCUGAGAGUCUGUGUUCCUAUUGUCCACUGCCUUUUAGACAAUUUGUUGAAUAUGUUGUCAACUUGAAGUUUGAUGAAUUACCUAAUUAUGCAAAAUACAUCUCUCUUUUUGAUGGGAUAAUUGGUCCAAAUCCAGAGAUCAGGCCGAUUAAUACAGAAGGUGCUCAAAAGCUUAUUUAUCCGGUUGGUCAUAAAAGAGGCCGGAUAACAACAGAGGAGGAAGAAGACGAACAACCAAAAAAGAAAGUUCGUAUGGGCAUGCCAGCAACCCAAUGGAUUAGUGUCUACAAUGCACGUCGACCUAUGAAGCAAAGGUACCACUAUAACGUUGCUGAUGCAAGGCUUGCACAGCACAUAGAGAAAGGAAAUGAGGAUGGGUUACUUAUCAGCAGUGUAGCUUGUUGUCAAAAUCUGUGGGCCCUUAUUAUGGAUGCUGGAACUGGUUUCACUUCACAAGUGUAUGAACUCUCUCCCUAUUUUCUACACAAGGAAUGGAUAAUGGAGCAGUGGGAAAAGAAUUAUUAUAUCAGUGCAGUAGCAGGAGCUACUAAUGGGAGCUCAUUAGUUGUGAUGUCUAAGGGUACACAGUACUUGCAGCAGUCAUAUAAAGUCAGUGAUUCAUUUCCUUACAAGUGGAUUAGCAAAAAGUGGAGGGAGGGCUUCUAUGUUACUUCAAUGGCCACCUCAGGCAGUCGAUGGGGAAUUGUUAUGUCUCGUGGUGCUGGAUUUUCAGACCAGGUAGUGGAACUCGAUUUCCUUUACCCUAGUGAAGGUGUUCAUCGGCGGUGGGAUUCUGGAUAUCGUAUCACAGCAACUGCAGCAACAUGGGACCAGGCAGCUUUAGUUCUUAGCGUACCCAGAAGGAAACUUUCAGAUGAAACACAGGAAACGCUUCGAACAACUGCUUUUCCUAGCACCCAUGUGAAGGAUAAGUGGGCAAAGAAUCUAUACAUUGCAUCAGUAUGUUAUGGACGAACAGUGUCAUGAGCCUGCCAUGUACCGAGUCCCGACACCAUCGACCAUUACUGGUCAGUCACCCUCUCAAACUUUGCUGUUUGAGAUGCUGAAAACCAUGGGAUUUGUUAAAUGGCUGCUGUUUAUCUAGUUUAAGAGAAAUUUUGAUUAGUACAGGCUUUUAAUAUAGUCAAGGUAUAAAAGACUUUGCUGCGCCUAUCAAUUAGGUAUGUGCAUUAUCAAUUAAAGCCCAAUGAAUAAAUGGGCUUCUUGCUAACAAUGUAUAGUAUCGAAGAGAGUACUUAUUCCCCCCUUCCUUACCCCCCUUCUUUCUUUUGGUAAAUUUGAAUGUUGUUUUAUUUAAAUAUUUUGAAUUCUAAA
Tripterygium wilfordii is the source of this 2713-nucleotide messenger RNA. Its product is annotated as casein kinase 1-like protein HD16. Bases 281 to 2365 code for a protein of 694 amino acids. The record is from RefSeq and is a predicted model, not a curated record. NCBI's taxonomy places the organism in Eukaryota, Viridiplantae, Streptophyta, Magnoliopsida, Celastrales, Celastraceae. Gene Ontology annotation, biological process: signal transduction; peptidyl-serine phosphorylation; endocytosis. Gene Ontology annotation, cellular component: nucleus; cytoplasm. The transcript has 17 exons. Gene Ontology annotation, molecular function: protein serine/threonine kinase activity; ATP binding.